AUGGAAGAACCAGAGGAUAACAUGGUCCAAGUCCGCAAAUCCUAUAAAGUUGAACAGAUGGUGUCAAAGUGGCUUCGCCGUACACGAGAUCAUUCACAGAGGACAAGAUCGUGCACAAUCAACAGGAUAGGUCCCAGACCGGGGGUUGGAGUGCCAGAUGUCAAGAUCCUCAAUCUGUUCGAGAUUCAUGUGUUGAAGCUGACUGGAGAGGAUAUGGGCUGUUCCUGUGUUGACGGCACAUCUGUCAUGUCGCCCUCAGGCAACUGUGACCCCGACUCCAGUGUCGAGAGCAGCUCGGCUGAGGGCAGCACUGUUGAAGACCGAGUCAUCCAGGGGCUGACGGGCACCCAUAAGGUGGAGGAUCAGAAGCUCGACAACCUGGGGCUAUCCACCCAGACCCGCCAUCCAAUUAGGGUACCUGGGCGGGCUCCUGAUGCCCCGGCCAGGGGGCUGUCAGUUCUGAAGCCUCAGCAGUGCCAACAGGAGAGGAAUCGAGGCCCAGCUGAUGGAGCAACCGGUAACACGAGCCAGCAGAGCAGCCCAUUAAAGGUGACAGUAAAGAUUAACAAAGAUCCGCUCCUGGAUCAUGGAUUUAUGGUAUCAGAGGAAACACCGGUGUGUGUGAAGUCUGUCACUGCAGGUGGUCCAGGAGAGGGGAAGCUGUUCCCAGGAGAUCAAAUUAUAAAGAUUAACAAUAUACCCCUGGAUGCUAUUUCCCAGGAACACAUCGAUAAUAUUAUCAGGGAAUGUGGUAACACAAUUACAGUCACUGUGCUUCGAAAUACCUCAGGGCCCAAGUCAUCAUUCAUUACUGAAGAAAAACGAGCCAGAUUGAAAAGCAACCCAGUUAAAGUGCGCUUUGCUGAGGAAGUGAUUGUCAAUGGCUACACACAGGGUAACUCACUUCUUUUCAUGCCCAAUGUUCUCAAGGUGUAUUUGGAAAAUGGACAGACCAAAGCCUUUCGAUAUGAGAAAAAUACAACAGUGAAGGAUAUCAUCCUAACCCUGAAGUCAAAACUAUCCAUCCGCUGUAUAGAGCAUUUUGCCCUUGCUUUGAGGGAACGAUACAGUUUCACCAAGAUCUACCUCUUACAUGACGAUGAGAUCAUUGAGCAGGUAGUUCAGAAGCGAGAACCCCGUGACUAUAGGUGUCUCUUCAGGGUGUGUUUCCUGCCAAGAGAUCCACUCUUGCUUUUACAAGAUGAUCCAGUUGCCUUUGAAUACCUCUACUUACAGAGUUGCAAUGAUGUGCUGCAGGAAAAGUUUGCUAUGGAGAUGAAAUGCAACACUGCUAUCCGUCUUUCAGCACUACAGAUUCAGGAAUGCAUCCUCAGCUCCAAGCAGUCUCAGAAAGUCUCUAUGAAGUACAUUGAGAAGGAUUGGGGAAUUGAGAACUUUGUCUCACCAACUCUGCUUCAUAACAUGAAGGAAAAAGAUAUCAGAAAGGCCAUUAACUAUCAUCUUAAGAACAACCAUAGCUUGAUUGCACCAGGACAAAAGCAACUGAUAUCAACAGCACAGAUCCGGCUGAAUUACCUAAACAUACUGGGUGAUCUUCGAACAUACGGAGGGAAAACCUUUAACGCAACCCUUCUGCUGCAGGACAGAGAAUCAUUUAUUACAUUACUGGUGGGAGCCAAGUAUGGUAUCAGCCAGGUUAUUAACAGCAAGCUCAAUAUUAUAAACCAGCUAACAAAAUUCAACAACAUCAGGAAGUUGGAGUUGACUUGCGAAUGUGACAAGGUCAGCAUGGUGAACAUCUACCUCAUGGAUGUGAAGUCCCUGACAUUGUUACUGGAAUCUCACCAUGCCAAAGACCUUGUGUGUUUGAUUGCUGGAUAUCACAGACUGUAUGUGAACUCCUUGGACUCUAUAUUCACCUGGCCUGGCAAUUAUCAAAGUCAGACACUUACAAAUGAAGAAGGUGAUGAGGCCCGAGGAUUAAGUGAUUCUGAGUCAUCAUCAGACAUUGACUCAUCAUUGGACAUGUCCAUAGAGGUCCACAAACUGAGAAAUGGAUUAAUACAGCCUCUGACUGAAGAAGACGAAGAUAUUGAGAACUUGGAAAGUAAGGACACAGACAGUGACUGCUUAAGGGAGGAUGUUCAAGAAGAGACCAGUUGUAGCACAGGGGAUGUGUCUGACCUGAACGAUGAAACAAUAAGUCAGGAAGGGAUCACUUCUGAAAGAAGCUGUUCUGCCGACUCAAUGGAAGAACUGCAAACGGAGAAUUCAGUGAGCAGCACAUCGUGCCCCCAAUCACACAGUGAGAUUUCUGAGGAAGAUGACAAAGAUUCUGUCACUGGAGAGAGUGAAAGUGAGUCACUCACAAAGAAGCACGAUAUGAUGGAAUUUAAUGUCAGCUUUCAUCAGCAUUCAGCAGACUCUCCGACUUCCACCCAGACCCUCUCUGAAUUCUGUACUAGUAAUAUAAAUGAACUGGUGACUUGCUCUUCACCUGACUUUAGCCGAAGUGAGAACUUUUAUACCACAGACGGUUGCAGCCAGUGUCCCGGAGAUGUCACUGGGAGCCAUGCACAAGGGAAUAGGUCUUGGACUUCGACAAGUUAUGGCCUGCUCACCGAGUUACCACCAAUUCCUCUUCCAGAGGAAACAUCUGCUGAUGGGGAUCCAUCCAGUCAGGUUCUAAAUAUGCCUAUUCUAGCACCCCCCCCUGGCUUCCAGGACAGUAGUUCUGAAGAUGAAUUUUUUGAUGCAGCAGAAAAAUUUACUGAGAUUGAAUGUCCAGUUGACGUCAAAUUCAAUGGAACUGGAACAGAUUGGGAGUCUGCCUAUGUUAAGGGGAUUGAAGACAAAUGGAAUGCGCAGACAAGUCUAAGUUUUUAUGGCACUGGAAUGGAAAUCAAAUCUGCUGAAAGCAUCAAAGGUAAAAUUGAAGAAGUAAAAUAUGCAACAAAUACAGAAAAAAAGCAUUUCACACCCAAGGACCUUUAUGGUGUAAAAGCUGUUCGAUCCCAGUGUUAUUCAAGCAAAGGUGAAGAUCACAUGUGUUGUUAUGAAAGGGAAAAUCUUGUGUCAAGAAUGCAGCAAUCACUAACUCUCUCUUCUUUGACAAGCACUGAGAGUGAACCUGCUUUGUUGGAAACUAAGCCAAUUGGUCCAUUAAAGCCCAUCUCUAUCUGUGCCCAUAAAAAGGUCACAUCAGAUUUAAUGGAGAUGGAGCCUGAUACCAUGGAAACUAAAUCAGUCACAGAAGCAAUGACAGUCAUUACUCCGGUUUCAGCUAGACGUUACCCAUGUGAUUCAGACACUAUAGAGGGCUGUGCCCCUAAAGCAGACUGUUCUGAAGAAGGAGAGAACACAAACCAACACCUCCUUAAUGCAGAGUUGUCUGGAACAGAUUGUUCCAAUCUGGAGGCAUGUCCAACUCCUUCAGGAGUAAUUCUGGAGCUUGGACAUGCUUGCUCUCAGAAUCUAAUAGAAAAUAAGUUGUAUAAUGUUACCAAUGUGUCAUGCACUGAUGAACAGGGCACCAUUAAUGCGAAAGUCAAAGAGCGUGAUGAAGCAAUUGCCAAAAACAGUACAGUCCUAGAAAAGGGAGAUGAGUAUGCUCAGAGGGUGGACAUACAUCAGAAUGGAACUCCACUCAGACAAACCUUAUGCCAAAUAGACUCCAAAGAGAAUACAUUCACCUUCGAAGAAGAGGUUGAAAACUGUGACAGAGGAGGAUCAUGUAAUCAAGAUGACAAUGGCAGUAUAACUUCACAAAUAUAUUCGGUGAUGCCCAGAGGGGAUCAAGCAAUGUCCCCAGAAAACUCAGUACUGGAGGAGGGAGUCUCCAGCAGGAGGAACUCAUCUGAGAGAGACAAAGAAAGUAAAGAUGCUUACUCUCUCAACAUGUCCAGGCUGCUCUUGAAUUUAAACCGAGUGUCCUUUAAGACAUUUGGCAUGGUUAAACAUUUGGCAUCACCAACCUUAGAACCAAAGAUGGAAGUUUGUUUAGUGAGGUCCCCUAACAUUUCUGAAUUUCACAUGGAAGCUGCGAAAGACAGUUCAAGAGAUAAUUUAUCAAGAAUAGGACAGAACCGGGCUGAACCACUUGUGCCUCCCACACAAACAAAUACAAAUGAACUCAGUGCAACGACACUUUGCCCACAAGAUAAAAACCCUCCUCAGGAAGUAUUGUCACUGGAAAAUACAUCACAGCUGCUUUAUGAAGUAGACAACACAGUGACUGAGGAAUCUGCAACUCCAAUUCGACAAACUGAACAUCCAUCUACUAAACUGAGCAGUCUCCAACAAACAAAAGAUAAACUCUAUCUGAAUGUUGAUUCCAGCAUCUCAGCUGCAGUUAUAACCGACAUGGAUAAGGAAACAGAUAAACAGCUCUCAAAGGGUGGAACGGAAGCCUGUAGCUGCCAGAUAGUAUAUGGGAACUGUUUUAGAACAUUGGACACUGAUGUUGAUGAUGAAAACAAAGAUCUAAAAAAUUCCACACAGCAACCUUCACCAAAGACCACUCCACCUGAUUCAGGAAGCCCCUUAUCUCAAUACCUCACCAUAUUUACUCGGCAAAGUGAUGAAACCAUGCUUACCAGCUCUUACUUUGAUGUUCCUAAAACUGAUGCUAUACCAAAGCAUGAAGGGCCCAUUCUAUCACAAUUCAAGGAUAAAAGAUACAACAUGCCAAAUGGAUUCAGGCUGAUACAGAAUGAUAUCAUGGAGCUACUCAGCAUGUUGAAAGAAUUCUCCAGAGAAAGUCAUGUAGAGGAAGAAUGCGCAAUACUUAUUUCAUCAACCAAGCAGAAACUCUACACCGGAAGCAGAAAGCUGAUGUCCGCCUGCCAGAAGAGCAUCAAAGUAGGUCAGGCUCCUGUGGAGAUGCUCCUGGGAGUUUCAGAAAGUUUCCAGACCCUCAUACAGCUAACAGCGACAUGUCUCCAGUUCACAGCCUGCAUGCAUUGUGCAGAGCGUCAUGCAGAGGUGGUCAGUAACUUGACAGAGGUUGUUAUGACUUAUAAAACCUUUGUGCAAGCCUCUGAGGAUGCAUGCAGCAGAAGGUCUGAUGAUUUAAGCAUGAAAGUACUGGCUCAACAGUGUACCGCACUGACUGCUGGGGUUUUCUGUCUGACCCAGCUAUUCAAAUGA
Messenger RNA from Carcharodon carcharias (great white shark), 5109 nucleotides. Its product is annotated as FERM and PDZ domain-containing protein 1-like. NCBI's taxonomy places the organism in Eukaryota, Metazoa, Chordata, Chondrichthyes, Lamniformes, Lamnidae. Bases 1 to 5109 code for a protein of 1702 amino acids. Gene Ontology annotation, cellular component: cytoskeleton. Gene Ontology annotation, molecular function: protein binding. The transcript is spliced from 19 exons. The record is from RefSeq and is a predicted model, not a curated record.